AUAGCAGAGAGGCUCCUCCCCUUUGUGUUUUUUUCUCUUAAACCCCGAAAAUAAAAAAGAGAGAAGAAAACAAGGAAGAUCGGAGAGAAAGAGAGGAGAGGAGAGGGCAGGAUAGACGAAGAACGAAACGGAGCCGGCGGGUUGUUCGUGUGGUUCUUUGGCGAUGAAGGGAUUAUUUAAAUCGUCAAAGGCCCGCUCUCCGGCGGAGCUUGUUUCUCACCUCCGUGAUCUCCUCAUUGCCACCGAUCAAUCCACCGCCAGCCCUACUCGUAAUAAUACCAAAAAGAUGUCUGAAGUAAAAAAAGUCAUUCUGGAGAUGAGAACUAUACUCUAUGGUAGUGAUCAGUCAGAGCCAACAACAGAGGCUUGUGCAAAAUUGACGGAAGAGUUUUUCAAAGAAGACACAAUGCACCUUCUAAUUGUGUGUCUUCCUAAACUGGAUGCCGGGGAUCGUCAAGAAGCGACCUAUGUUCUUGCAAAUUUGCAGAGACAGAAGGUCAAUUCGAAAGUGCUUGCUUCUGAUUACUUGGAGAAGAAUUUAGAUCUUAUUGAUAUUCUGGUAUCAGGCUAUGAAAACGAUGAUAUUGCAUUAUUGUAUGGCGCAAUUCUGAGAGACUCAAUUCGCCAUCAGGUUGUAGCGAGCUAUGUAUUGAAUUCAGAGCACUUCAAUAAAUUCUUUGGUUAUAUAAAUAAUCCAAAUUUUGAAAUAGCAUCAGAUGCAGCAGCAACUUUCAAGGAGCUGUUGACAAGGCACAAAUCAACUGUUGCUGAAUUUCUUUCGAAAAACUAUGAAUGGUUUUUCAAGGAGUACAAUGAAUUGCUGGAGUCUCCUAACUACAUCACUAGAAGAAAUGCAGUGAAGUUUCUGGGACUGAUGUUAUUAGAUCGUUCAAAUACUUCAGUGAUGGUACAGUACGUUACUUCAGUAGACAACAUGAGGAUCCUCAUGAACCUUCUCAGGGAUUCAAACAAGACGAUCCAGAUAGAAGCAUUUCAUGUGUUCAAGCUCUUUGCUGCUAAUCAAAACAAGCCCCCUGAGAUUGUGAAUGUGCUUGUGACAAACAAAAGCAAGCUUCUGCGAUUCUUUGGUAGCUUUUGUUUUGAUAAAGAGGACGAGGACUUCAAGGCAGACAAAGCUCAGGUUGUCAGCGAAAUCGAGUCUCUUGAAGCUAUCACUCCAUCUGCAUCUCCUCAAAGAUGUGAGAUUCCCUGUUAGUGGAAAAUAGUGCAACACUUGUCUGAUUAGUAUUGUAUAUAUUUUUUCUUCAUUCCCUUUUUGGUAAUUCUUGUUUUAAUUGGAAAGAAUUUCCAAUUUUUUUAUGUUAUUCAUACUUCUUGUACAAAUCGAAGAACCAAAUGUCUAUUUGUACUACAUUGUUGAUCUCUGAAGAUUACAAACAAUUAUAGCUGCAGGCCAUACAUUUUUCGAUUUUGUUAUC
Molecule: messenger RNA, 1439 nt
Organism: Daucus carota subsp. sativus
Lineage: Eukaryota; Viridiplantae; Streptophyta; Magnoliopsida; Apiales; Apiaceae
Product: putative MO25-like protein At5g47540
Exons: 11
Coding region: 164-1216 (350 amino acids)
Biological process (GO): intracellular signal transduction
Molecular function (GO): protein serine/threonine kinase activator activity
Source: RefSeq, a predicted model, not a curated record